Actinia tenebrosa (Australian red waratah sea anemone) is the source of this 1661-nucleotide messenger RNA. Its product is annotated as GEL complex subunit OPTI-like. Gene Ontology annotation, biological process: mitochondrial respirasome assembly. NCBI's taxonomy places the organism in Eukaryota, Metazoa, Cnidaria, Anthozoa, Actiniaria, Actiniidae. The record is from RefSeq and is a predicted model, not a curated record.
CAUUAGUCCUCUUUUACUAUUCUAAACCAUGAGGUAACAAUUCCUUUAACUUUAUCAUAAAAAUUUACGUUUUUUCCCUUCUUUUUACCGAAUAAUGUCGACACAGCAAAGAAAAAAGACUACUCAUGAAUCCAAUGGUGAAGUUUCUGUCUCUGAGACCUUUCACAAGGCGUUGAAAUCUGGCUCUACUUGGGAAGACAAGGAAGAGUUUUUGGACGUAAUAUACUGGUUACGACAGAUYUUAGCUGUGAUAAUUGGUAUUAUUUGGGGUCUUAUCCCAUUAAAAGGAAUUUUAGCUAUUGGACUGUUUUGUUUAAUAAAUGCAGGUGUUGCUUAUGUAUACUUUAAUAACUUUCAAAAGAUUGAUGAGGAGGAGUAUGGUGGUGCGUGGGAACUAACAAAAGAAGGCUUUAUGACAUCAUUUGCAGUUUUUUUGGUAUUUUGGAUAAUUGUCUACUCAUCCCUCUUCUCUUAGUGAUGGGAAUCUUAAUCUAGAGAAAAUUCUCCAUUAUUAUUUGCAUUAUUUUUCAUAAUAGUUAACUUUGUAAAAAUUAUAUUAUGAUAAUUCUACUGCCUUGCUGCUCUUUGUGAGUGGCUAUGAAYAUAGUAUAGCCAUAAAGAAAGCUUCCAGUUAAAAGACAUGGUUGUGUACUUUGUAAAGUGCACUUGUCUCUCCAUCUCCAAUCUCCAAUCUCUGAAUCUUGAAUGUCAUUAAGAAUAGCACCCCAAACAAUGAUGGAAAGGGUGUCAGCCUACCGUCAACCCACAGAUCACCUAAAUACUGAUCAGCAUAUCAACAUCAGUUUUGGGGUCUUAAAAUUCUUCAAUCUACAGCACAUGGCAUGAAAAAAGAUCUAUGGCAUUAAUUCCAGAGUUAAGGAGUAGUGAUAUGAUUCUUUUAGCUCAAUUAAGGGUGAUGUAGUGGUAGUGCAACUGCCUCUCACCUUUGGGAUCUUGGGUUUGAUUCCUGGACACACCAUCACAUGAGAGUGAGUUUAGAUAUUUCCCUUGAUUCAAGGGUUUUUUCCUCAUGCUUCAGUUUUAUUACUUCCUCAAAAUGUGCAUGCUAAAUUCCAAUUUGAUCUGUGAAUUAGCUGCAAGCUGACUUGGUUUAAGGAUUUAAUAAAAUUUGAAGGUUUUGGUUCAGAAAUGACUAUGCUUAUAUUGUGUGGUUCCAAAAAUUAUCCAUACUCCCCUCACGAAGGAAUUUUUUUAAGACACCCCUAUCCCCCGGAAAUUCCAUUUUUCUUCCAUACAAUUUCUGUAAUUUUCGUUUUUUCUCUUUGGAAAUUCCAAAUUCCUCUGUAGGGUGGGUAUGGAUAAUUUCUGGAACUAAACAUUUGUAUUUUAGUGCCUAUGGAUUCCAAGAGACUGGAUUUCUAGUGAAUGACAGUACUACUCUUCCAAGUAGACCAAGGCAGUCAUAAAAUCACGACUGCCUCAGAUUACUGGGAAGAGUAGUAACAUGUCUUGGUUGGGAGACAUAUGCAUAUCUCAGUUUCGCAUGAUAGUUAUGUUGUUUUCUGCUAUGGUUGGUCAUUAUUUUGUUCCAACCCUUAGGGCUUUUUGCAGACCACUUAAAACAAAUUCUGUAGAAAUUGGAAAGAACUUUCACUUAGCACUCUAACUUUUACUAAAAUUACCAGCCAUUUUCAAAAUCA